Messenger RNA from Nycticebus coucang (slow loris), 3997 nucleotides. RefSeq names its product sialic acid-binding Ig-like lectin 8. The coding region runs from base 1027 to 2445 and encodes 472 amino acids. Gene Ontology annotation, cellular component: plasma membrane. Gene Ontology annotation, molecular function: sialic acid binding. Lineage: Eukaryota; Metazoa; Chordata; Mammalia; Primates; Lorisidae. The transcript has 9 exons. The record is from RefSeq and is a predicted model, not a curated record. Gene Ontology annotation, biological process: cell adhesion.
CAGUGGCUCAGUCUGGGGCCCCAGACAAUGCCCAAAGUUCUCCACACUCCUGCUCAGGCUCUCUGCAAGGCAGUUCAACUGAGUGCCAAGUCCAAGAACACCGAAACAGUUCACAGGUGCCUGUUUCGUGAUCCCAACCUGCCUGAGUGUGGACAGCCCCAAGGCUGGUUUCCUGGCUCCGAGACUCCGGUUUACCUGGGCUCCUGGGAGCAGACCUGCAGCAGUUAAGCCCUGGAGACCUGGGGACUUACCAUGCUCUGGAGGAAGGAGGCCACAGGAAAUAAUGAUGGUGACAGAAUCUGACCUGAUGCCCAGAUGCCUCUAGGAAAGGAGAAGUUUCUAUUCUUUUCGAAAUCUGCCCUUCACCUCUGCCAAACCUUCCUCCUACCAAACCGUACUGCACCAUAACCCUGGGACCUCAGUCUCCCAGGCUACCUCUGUGUCCUUGGAAUCUCCUGUCAUAGGGAGCUUAGGCAUCACCAGGCUUACUGUCUCCCCAGUGGACGGUGAGUUCACAAAGACAGGAUCUGGGCCUGUGUGCUGACUUGGAGGUGCAGAAAGGGGACGCCCACCUCAUGGUUGCUGAGGGGGAAGGAGAGGCUGCUGGUCACCCCCCUGGGCUUCCCCCAUCACCUUGUCCCUGAGCCUCAAUCCUGACCUCCACAGUGGGCCACGGCCCCAGACUCAGGGAUCCGGCCAGAGGACACCCAUUUUUACCUUGCAGAAAAUGUCACCCAAGGGUGUUGACAGAGAAGCAGGAGAUGGGGUCGGCGCUGCAUAGGGUGGGAACCUGGGUGAGCCUCUCUCCCUCUCUGGCCACAGGGUCCCCAGGGUGGACAUGGACAUGGGUGGUAGCAGUUGAUCUUCAGUGCUGCCUUGGCCCUGGCAUUGUCUGGGUACAAAGUUCCUCCUCUGAAGAGGGUCACAGUUCUGACCUCACCCUCCACUUCCUGUGUGGCCUUCUCUGAGUUCUGCAGCUCUCAGUUCCUGACCGAAGAACCCUGAGGAGCAAACCUCCACCCGGACAUGCUGCUGCCGCUGCUGCCACUGCUGCUGGCCCUGCUCUGGGGGAGGGUGGAGGGGUUUGGAGACUCCAGGAAAGAUUAUUCACUGCAAGUGCAGAGGGAGGUGACAGUGCAGGAGGGCCUGUGUGUCCAUGUGCCCUGCUCCUUCUCCUACCGCUGGAGUGGCUGGGAAUACUCUGACUCUGUUUAUGGCUACUGGUUCUGGGAAGGGGCCGAUGUAUACCUGCAAGGUCCAGUGGCCACGAACCACCCAACUCGACCUGUGCAGAAGGAGACCCAGGGCAGAUUCCACCUCCUUGGUGAUCCCACGACCAACAACUGCUCCCUGAGCAUCAGAGAUGCCAGAAGGGAGGACAGCAGGUCAUACUUUUUUCGGGUGGAGAGAGGAACUCUAAAAUACAGCUACAGAUCUCUCAAGCUCUCAGUGCAUGUGACGGCCCUGACCCACAUGCCCAACGUCUUCAUCCCGGGAACCUUGGAGUGCGGCCUCCCCAGCAACCUGACCUGCUCAGUGCCCUGGGCCUGUGAACAAGGAACACCCCCCACGAUCACCUGGGAAGGGCCCUCGGUGUCCACCCGAGGCCCCACUGCUGGUCGCUCUUCUGUGCUCACUCUCAUCCCACAGGCCCUGCACCAUGGCACCAACCUCACCUGUCAGGUGACCUUGCCUGGGGCUGGUGUGACCACAAAGAAGACUGUUCUUCUCAAUGUGUCCUACUCUCCUCAGAACUUGACGGUGACUGUCCUCCAUGGAAACAGCACAGCACCCGUGACCAUGAGGAACGGCUCAUCUCUGCCAGUCCUGGAGGGCCAGCCUCUGCGCCUGGCCUGUGCUGCUGACAGCAACCCCCCUGCCAGGCUGAGCUGGACCUGGAGGAGUCUGACUCUGUGCCCCUCACAGUCUUUGAGUCCUGGGGUGCUGGAGCUGCCUGAAGUGCACUUCAGGAAUGAGGAAGAAUUCACCUGCCGAGCGCAGAACCCUAUGGGCUUGCAGCACAUCUCCCUGAGCCUCAUCCUGAAGACUGAGCCCACACAGAAAGCACAGCCUGUGUCAGAAGUGAUGCUGGCGGGGGUCUGGGGAGCCGGAGUCACAGCCCUGCUCUUCCUGUCCUUCUGCAUCAUCUUCAUUGUGGUGAGGUCCUGCAGCAGGAAGGCAGCAAGGCCAGCAGAGGGCGCUGGGGAGAAACGCGCUGAGGAUGCAGACGCUGUCAGGGGCUCAGGCUCGCAGGGCCCCAUGAUUGGCUCCCAGAUAGAUGACAGCUCCCCAGACCAGCCUCCCCCAGCCGUGGCCUCCUCUUCCUCAGGGCAGGGACAAGAGCUCCUUUAUGCGUCUCUCAGCUUCCAUAAGAUGAAAUCUCAGGACCUGGAGAAAUAUGAGGCCACUGGCAGUGAGUACGCGGAGAUCAAGAUCCACAAGUGAGAAAGCUGGGCGACCUGGCCGGGGUUGAGGGUUACCUGCCCUUCAAGCAAAGGACAUGGCAGAGGCUGAGUCCUGCAAAAUCCAAGCCCUCUAGAGCCCCCUGCUGGGCAAAAGAAGCCCAGAGCUGAGUUCUCCUGGAGUAACUGGGACUCUACCUGCUGUCUAAUAGCUCCCCUUCCCGGAACUCCACCCCCACACGCUGGUGCCCACUAUUCUACUCUUUACUUCUGGUCAUUUGGUUUGUUUAGAUUCCACAUAUAAGUGAGAUCAUGUGGUAUUUGUCUCUCUGUGCCUCGCUUAUUUUGCGUGACAUAAUGUCCUCUAGAUUUAUCCAUGUUUUUGCCAAUGACAGAAUAACAUAUUGUGGUACUUCACGAUAGAUGAAAGAGAGGAUUUUAAAUGUUAUCACCAAGAAGAAAUGAUAAAUAUUUGAUGGAUAUGCUUAACACUGAUGGGAUCAUUCCACAUGUAUGGAAACCUCACCUGGGCUGUCCAAGGCCACUCAGGACUCAGGGCAGGGCUGGAAUUCAAACUGCACUUGAUUCUGAGGUCUCUUAUCUCCUCCAAUAUUGAGUCAAGUAGCCAGCAGGCUGGGUAUCCCUUGGCAAAUAAUGCUCUUUUGGAGGCUUUGAUAUUUACCACAGAGAGGGUAGUAAAUGUCCAGAGUCUCAGGGAUAAGACAAAUGCUGUUGAGGAGAUGAAGGCUGGGGACCCCUGCCCAACCUUUUGGGCAGGUCUUUAUUUAUUUUUUUUCUCCCAAUUUUGAAAUAGUGUUUUAAUUUUUUUAAUUUUUAAUUUAAUUUUUAUUAAUAUUAAAUCAUAGCUGUGUACAUAAAUGCGAUCAUGGGGCACACACUGGUUUUAUAAACAGUUUGACACAUUUUCAUCACACUGGUUAACAUAGCAUUCCUUGUAAGAUGCACCGUAGGUGUAAUCCCACCAAUCACCCUCCCUCUGCCCAUCCUCCCCCCUCCCUCUCCUCCCUCUACCCCUUCCCCAUAUUCUUAGAUUAUAACUGGGUUAUAGCUUUCAUAUGAAAGCCAUAAAUUGGUUUCAUAGUGUUGGGCCCUGCAAUGUGCCUGAGGCCUAGUGCAACUUCCCGAGCUUGACUAGAAGUAGAUCCAUCGAGCUACUUCCGCAUAGCAAUGACUCAGCAAGACCUGGCCUGAAACUGCCUCUACCUAGAUACAGCCAAUGUGGUACCAUGCCAUUGGCCCAACCCUGUUAUGCCACCCAUCACACCAUUUCACGUACCUCAUCCCCCGCUUCCUUUCCCCGCCCCUUCCCCACGCUCUAUAUAAGUGGCUGCUUGACGCAAUAAAGUUGAGAUCCUGCUUCAACAGCCUCCCCUCUCCGUGUGGUUUUCUUCGAGCUGCCGACACUCGCCAUCCCGCUCAGCCCCUGGGUUGAGGUCAGGCUGGCCCCAAUCUUCCCUCAACUGCGACUGCCGGAGGACCCGGCAUCAUAGUAGGGCUGAGUACAUUGGAUACUUUUUCUUCCAUUCUUGAGAUACUUUACUAAGAAGACUAUGUUCCAGCUCCAUCCAUGAAAG